Messenger RNA from Etheostoma spectabile (orangethroat darter), 8086 nucleotides. It is a transcript of the gene syn3, whose product is annotated as synapsin III. Gene Ontology annotation, molecular function: ATP binding. Lineage: Eukaryota; Metazoa; Chordata; Actinopteri; Perciformes; Percidae. Gene Ontology annotation, biological process: neurotransmitter secretion. The record is from RefSeq and is a predicted model, not a curated record. Gene Ontology annotation, cellular component: synaptic vesicle membrane; synaptic vesicle.
AAGAAGAAGAAGAAGAAGAAGAAGAAGAAGAAGGUCUUCAUCAUCCGACACUUGCUCAUCACUGACCACCGCUCAGGAUUUCAGGCAUUCUUCCCCCUCUCCUCCUCUGGCCUGACGGACCCACCAGCCAGUCACCAUGAACUACCUCCGCCGGCGCUUGUCAGACAGCAGCUUUGUGGCCAACCUCCCCAACGGCUACAUGAUGGAUCUGCAAAGGCCGACCCCUCCAGGCUCAUCCACUUCGUCCACUUCCUCCCCCGCCUCCCCGGCCACAGAGAGGCGGCAGCCCCCGAGCAUCCCCACUCCGGCUUCCAACCCGGCCUCAGGCUCGGGGCCAGGCUCAAGCACGGGCACGGGCUCGGGCUCAGCAGGGAGCUUCCUCAGCUCCUUCUCCAGUGUGGUGAAGAGUGCUCAGUUGGCCCAAAACGUUGCCGCCGCUGCACACGCUAAAUCUGCAGCACCCGCAGCUAAUGGAUCCUCAACAGGAAGCAGUCAGCCCCCUAAACCUGUCAUACGCAAGCCCAAGAUUCUGCUGGUCAUCGAUGAUCAGCACACCGACUGGGCAAAGUAUUUUCGAGGGAAGAAGCUGAACGGAGAGUAUGAAAUCCGGGUGGAGCAGGCGGAGUUCUCCGAGAUCAACUUGGCCUCCUACGUCAACUCGGGAUGUAUGGUGGACAUGCAGGUCAACAAAGGUGGCACCAGAGUGGUCAGGUCCUUCAAGCCAGACUUCGUCCUGAUUCGCCAGCACGCCUACAGCAUGAUCCCCGGUGAGGAUUUCAGGAACCUUGUGAUCGGCCUGCAUUUUGGCGGCGUCCCAAGCACCAACUCUCUCUUCUCCAUCUACAACUUCUGCAGCAAACCUUGGGUGUUUUCUCAGAUGAUUAAGCUCUACCAUUCCCUCGGUCCUGAGAAAUUCCCCCUGAAUGAACAAACCUUCUAUCCCAACCACACGCAGAUGGUAACAACCCCUUCCUACCCUGUGGUGGUCAAGAUGGGUCACGCCUACGCUGGCAUGGGAAAGAUCAAAGUGGAAAACCAACAGGACUUCCAGGACAUCACCAGCGUGGUGGCUCUGGCCGGGACCUACGCCACCACUGAGCCCUACGUCCAGUCCAAGUAUGAUAUCCGCAUCCAGAAGAUCGGCAACAACUACAAGGCUUACAUGAGAACGUCCAUCUCUGGAAACUGGAAGGCUAACACGGGCUCUGCUAUGUUGGAACAGAUCGCAAUGACUGACAGAUAUCAGCUGUGGGUGGACUCCUGCGCUGAGAUGUUUGGUGGCCUAGACAUCUGUGCAGUGAAGGCCGUCCAUGGAAAAGACGGGAACGACUAUAUCAUCGAGGUGAUGGACAGCUCCAUGCCUCUGAUUGGUGAGCAUGUGGAGGAAGAUAGACAGCUGAUCACAGAGCUGGUUAUCAACAAGAUGGCCCAGGUGCUGCUGGGAGUUUCCACACCUCAGACUUCAUCUGUCAAGACCACACAGCCCAGACGAGGGGGACACCGCUCUGCCUCCGCCUCUCCAUCUCAGUCGGCCCAGGGUUCACCUCAGCGAGCCCGAUCAGCCAGCACCUCACCCAGCCAGGCCUUCCAGCCCGGGCCCAUCCCUGCCACCUCUGGGCCUGGAGCUCAGAAACAGUCCCCACAGCUGAACAAAUCCCAGUCUCUGACCAACACCUUCACGGAGACGUUACGAGGAAGCCUGACCGACGACGAGGCCAAGGCUGAGACCAUCCGCAGCCUCCGACAGUCCUUCGCCAGCCUCUUCUCCGACUAAAAGCCUCUCCAGAAGCUUCCUCGUUCUGUUAGUUGUCAGGUUUGAAAAAGAAAAAGAAAACCAACCCUGACUGGUUCAUCUGUUGUGGAAUCUCCCUCCACAUCCGAGCCUCAGCUUCCUGUUCCUUCUCUUUCCUUCUCACUGUUUGUGAAGUUUGACACACGGUGCAACCCGCUGUCCUCAGAUCAGUGUUACAUCUAUCACUAGAAAGGCCAAUAGAUAUUGGGGUUCUAACAUAAAGGCCAGUGUGUUGACUGAAGAUGUCAAACUUUAAAAGCGGACUUAUUUGCAUUGGUCUUCCUUACAGGAGAUAUUAAAGAGAUGUAGGAUGUCAGUGCACUGCAGUCCCCUGAUGGCCUUUCUAGUGGUAAGUAAUAACAGUAAAUAAUCAUAAUCAUUGCUCAUAAUGCUUGGUAUAUAGUUGUAAUUCUGCGUUCUGUUUGUCCAACCAGUGAAACUUGUCAUUAUUCGGUCGUGUCUUAUACAUAUAUACACAUAUACACAUAAUUAUAACAUUGAUUGCAGCUUCCAAACCGUUUGCAGAUGUCUAUCCCAAUACUCUUAUCUGAAACUGUUCCGGUUAUCUCCUGAGAAAUAUACUAAGUCCUCACGGUUCACCAGCGAUUUUAAGCAUCUUGCCAGCAGCCACAUUUCUCAGACAUCCAUGUGCUGUAGACACAUAUUGGCUUAGUAGUGACUCCUCUACCUAACAUUACCAAAGUGCUUUUAAUAAUAUCAUAAAAACAACCCCCCUCCCCCUGCACUGGGAGAAGAAAACAAUCGCACAGCUAACCAACCUUUGAGCGUGUGAUUUCACAAGGUGCAAAUGCUCUACUGGCCUACAGCCAUUGUCUUCCAUCAUAGCCCAGAUCUUCCCCUGCAGUUCUUCUUUUUCCUAAUGUUAUGUGCUUUGAAAAAUGGCACUACAGUGUAUUUUCUGUGGGGGAUUUGUACCAUGACUACAGUACUACUGCUGUGUGUGUGUGUGAGUGUUUAAAGGCGAACAGUGAGGUGUAUUUGAGACUUAAAUUUCCACUGAGACCGAAAAAAGAUUUAGUUGUGUAACAUCACAUCUUAUAUCUUUAUACUCCUUUAUCAUUUAUCAUGGUCAUAUUUUUAGUGUUUGGUCAAACAGUGAGUAUACAACAAUUUGCAGUGGUAGCAGCCAAAGCAGACACUUUUUCUUUUUUUUUACUCUUCCAUCCUGCUUUGGAACUGCAUGUAAAUGUUAAGUGUAUGUCAUACGUAGAGUUCAAUUGGUAUUUUCUAACAGAAAGCCAGCACAAGCUCAUGAUUUUAACUAUUCCAUAAAGACAGCAAAAACCAUGGUAAGGCUUUAUUUUAUGGGUGCUGCAAUUCAGUAAGGAUUUCCUAGAAAGGACAAUGUAAUUUGGGGCAAAUUAUAGGAAAAUAUAUUAAUAAUAACAUUAUUUAUACAGUAUAUACAUAUAUAAUAAUAUGUUUCCUUAUGCAUAGGUAUCGAGAACCAGGAACGUUACCAUUUACAGUCUAACUGCUCUAAAGAUGGGAUGUGCCUACAUUAUAUUGGAGCUUCGAAAGAAAAUGAGAUGUUUUGCUAUUGUGAUUUAGAUUUAAUGACUAAUAAAUUGACGAUGAUCCAAUUUAAUCUAUGUAAAAUAUUUAAUUAUUUGAUGGAAACCUAAUUGUAUGCAACUAUUUUGGUAAAAGAAGUUCAAGCUACCAGUUUUAUUUGGAAUCAAUCAAUCAAUCAGAUUUAUUUGUCACAUGAAAUUUUGCGAGGUACAAUUCCAGUGAAAUGUAAUUUAAUAUCAACUGAAUACUGUCUCUGUGUUCCUAUAUAAUUAGCACUAAAUUACGUCUUUUCAGGAAAUGUGAAUGUUAGUUCUUCUAUUCCAAGGAAAUAAUUAGGAACAUAAAAGGUAUCUGUUUGUUGCAACAGGCUACAGAAGUACAUUUGGCUUUCCAUGCAGCACAAUCACACUCUGUGUUCUUUUUGCAGGAAAGGAAAAGCUGUCUUGUAGUUUGCUCUGGAUUUAUCUGUGCAAAACUAAAUAAGCCUUGAUUUGUUUAUCAUUUAGAAGGACCUGGCCAAAAAAGAAAAUUAUAAUCUAUAUUAGCUCUUAUUCUUUUGUCUAAAUACCACAAACAAAAACACAAAUAGGAUAUUUGAAUACCUUUGAGCUGUGUGCAUUCAUUUAAAUGGAUCUGUGAUUCCAGAGUUUUUAUUGUUCUUUACAUAAUAAUGAAAAUAAUAAUAAUUAAUAAUAAUAUUCAUAAUAAUAAACCCCAUUUUAAGAUCAAUUUUAAGAUUUAACUAUUUAAAUGCAUGAAGCUGAAUAAAAUGUAUAGUGGUGUGCGUGCGUGUGUAUGUGUGAGUAAUUCAAGUUGUAAAUUUGCCAUUAUGAUUAGUAAUAAUACUACCACAAAAAUAAUUUGCAAUAAUUCUGUUGAUUUUAAAUUAUGAAGCUUGACACUUUAAGAAAAGCUGCAAUUUUUGCCCAAGCUUUAUUCGGUGCUUUGCCGCUCUGACUGGCAGAAACAUGAGAAACUAACAUUGUUUUUUCAUUGAGCUGAAAAUUCUUAAAAUGUGUUUGAUCAAUAAAAGACACUCCACAGUGCUCGUACAAAGCAAUGAUGGCGAGAGUAGUUUUCCGGCUACAAACAGUUGCUCUGGAGGGAAAAUAAUCAGAUUGGGUGCAUUUUUUAUCAGUGGGAGGAACCACAGUUGUGUAUGCUAUGUUCACACUAUCAAGCAUCAAAAGCUACAAAACUGCCAGGCGUGGCCAGCUCCAUCGUCGCUGAGUCAUCGUUUUUAUUUUGUUUCACUAGAAUAGCUAGCAUAGCGUCAGCUAGCAUAGCGUCAGCUAACUAAGCUAAGUAACACGGUACUACAGCUAGCUGUGUGCAUUUAUCAAAAUAAAUGAUUGGUUGACGCUUCACCGCAUCAUUAGAGCGAGUGAAACAUUGACAUUGACAUUUCAACUUUGAUUUGUAGGUAGUCACACGAGUGUUGGGCGUCAGUUUGUAGCUUUAGCGGCUUCAACUGAAAGUGACUGAGACGUAGCUGUUGUGUUGUUGCUCAUAGUGUGAACACAGCGUUUAAGUAGUUAAUUGACCAUUUACUAAGCCCCGCCCUCUUUCUGUUCCUACCUGUUUACAACAAUAAUGGUGACAGUUUUACUUUUUUCUUCUUUUUUUUAAACAUUUUUUAAAGAGUGGAUCUUUAAGUAGAAAGGAACUUUUCAUUGCAACACAUUCUCAUACCUAAACAACUGAUAGGCCAAUAACUCCAAAAAGGACAUAUAUGAACGUUGUUUUUAUUAAUUUUUAUACACAUAACUAGCAACCCCACAGACAAAAUGCUCCUUAUAACUGGAAAUAACACAAGCUUAUGCAGUAAGCUAGUUAGCCAGACAUGCUAACGUUAGCUGCUUUCCUUUGAGCAGAUGAACACACAGUUUAAUCCAUUCCUUGCGUUAUUGCCUGUGGAUUUUGGUUUUUGGAAAGAAACGGCUGCUAAGAUGUGAUUGGACAAAUGCUGUUAAAUGGGAGGGGUUCAGUGAACGGUCAAUUAGCACGCUCACCUUUCAACAUCAGAGAAAGUCUCUGCUAGUAAUGUUUUCCUUUAUUGCCAUUUAAGUUUUACUCCGGUGAGUCUGUCAUUCGUGUGGCAAUAAAAAAUCAACUGGAGUGCUGUCCUAGUAUCUUUAUCCAUUUUUCACACUUCCCAAAUUUUUUUGUAAAAGCAACAUUCUGUUCUGCAGUCAGCUUUUUCUCUAAGUGUAGAGCACUUUUGCAAGCGUUUCAUCACUUCUGGCACUGUGUCAAAAUGGACCUAAUUAGCAUUUCAUUGUGAGACCGCUUGAAGGUUUGAAUCCUAUUGUUUUGUCUCUAUUGUAAAGAUGCCUACUACUUAGUAUGUAAGACUGCAGUGUGAUAAGCCAUAACCAAUCCAUGAGGAUUUACUAUUCCUUAAAUGCCAAACGCAAUAAUGGCUGUGACGUCACUAAGAAACUGAAAUAUUAACUUAAAUCACUGUGUCCAUUCUCUUUUAGAGACAUUAGGAGGCCUGUCCUGCCCUGCAGAGGCAGUAACUCUUUUUGAUUUGGAGUUCAAACCAAGAGAAAUCAUACCACACAGUUUAAUGAUCAGGAUGAAAGAUCAACUUUGAUGUCACUUUUCUCAUUCUCAUGCAAUUUGGGUUUACAAAUGCAGUUCAGUCUAUGCCAUACAUAUACCCAUCUAUUUGGUCAGUUUGUUUGGUCUUCAUUUGCUGUUUUUAAUUAGGUGUCGGAUAAAGUCUCUCAUUGAGCUGUUUUAUCUUAACAUUUCGGAUACUUUUAAUUUGACUCAUUUCAAUUUCAAUUCAAUCUGAGCUGCAAAGUUGGCUAGUAACUACCUCAAGUUCAGCAGUGUUCUGCAGAAAAUGACUAUAGAGUGGUAGUACUGGAAAAGAUUUUGUGAAAUGAGCAAACCACAUUAGUGCAAGAAAAGGGGAUUGGAAAUUGCCCCUUUAGCCGGAAGGGAUUAGUUUGACACAUGGACUGUGGGAAAACAACAAUGCAGUGUCUGUGACAUCAACUUAAGGAGGAUCAGAUACCAGAUUUACUGCAACAUCCAAACAUAGGCAGCAGGGUGGAGACUGUAAAUGCCUUCCAUUAACAGACAGCACAGUAUAAAAUCUACUCAAUCACUCCCCACACAUACUCUGUGUUACGUUUCAAUAUCCUAUUAAUGGACCUAUGGUUUAAUGGAAUGCAUAUAACUACUAAGACCUUAACCAUUUUAAAUUGGUGCUUCUAAAAAGAAUAUGGCAGUCUAGCCAUUCUUGUUGUUAUAGUUAUAUUUUUAUUUCCAACUGACCAAAGGAGGCAACUGCAGCAAAGGCCAUCUGUUUGAUCAGAUUUUUAAUAGCCAGGUGUUAGAUUAUUUUAAUUUACCAUCAAAAAAGGUUUGCUAGAUGAGCUUGUUAUUUACAUUACCGGUCAAAAGUUUGGGGUCACUUAGAGAUUUAUUUUGCACUCCAUUAUAGACAGAAUACCAGCUGAGGUCAGUUUUUUUAACCAGGGCAGCAGUUUUCAGAUUACAUUAUGUGCUUACAUAAUUGCAAAAGGGUUCUCCAAUGUGUUCUCAGUUAGUUUUUUAAAAUGAUAUCAAAUUAGUAAACAGAAUGUGCCUUUGGAACAUUGGAUGAAUGGUUGCUGAUAAUAGCCAAUACAAUGUAGAUAUUGCAUUAAAGAUCAGCCACCCACUCAGAUCAGCUGGUAUUCUGUCUAUAAUGGAGUAGUAUGGAAAUUUGUAAGUGACCCCAAACUUUUGACCAGUAAUGUAUGUACUCAGUUUUUUCAGAAAACGUUUUUAUCCUGUUUUGUAAUACACAGAUAGGGGGGGGGGCACAUCUGAUUUGUUCCUACCAGCAGGUUUAUCUGGCCCUGGUACCCAUUUUUGUGUGUUUCUUUUUUUUUUUGCCAGCACAAAGUGGGCAUUAGAGGAACACGUUAAAAAAUAGUUCUCCCAUCAAGAAGAAAAUAAAGCGUCAAGAGAGCUCCCUUUUUGUGAUAUUUUACUUGACUUUCAGCUGCCUCAGCCAAUCACAGCCUCAGCCCCACUCCGGCUUCCUCACUGAAAACUCCUUUCUUCUAAAUGUAUCUUAAAAAACCUGGUGUGCAUGUCACAGAUGCAGCAUUCGUGUUCUUAAACAGUGCGUGCAGAGUUAGUACUCAUUUCACAAAAUUUUGCGCGACACGUUGCAUCACCCCAUCUUUGUUUUUACUUCCGUUUAAACAUGACGUUCCAUUUGGAGAAAAGGCCACUCUGCUGUUUUAACAUUUCAUUUCCUUUCAGACAUGACGUGUUUAAGUCACAAGCUCAACUUUAGGCGUGCUGAACUGAUACAUAACGCAGAGUUGAAUAUGCAGCAACAGAGAUUUGCCAUUAACUACAGCUAAUACUGCAAGGAAAGCCCAAGUUUACCUUAAAUGUGAUGUUUGUAAUUGACAGAUAUAAUGUCAUUGCACGGGUUUAUUUGCCGAUCUUUCAGUCCACUGUGUCCCUUCCUCUUUGCUGAAUGGUGAAUGGUAUUGUAUGGUAUUUUAAGUGUCUUAACGUUCUGUAUAUCGGUGUAAAUGUGGCAUGGAAACCAAACCCCUCUUGUGUGCCUCAGGUGUGUAAAUUUGGUCGUUCCGUGAUCUCAGUGUCUGGCUGCUUAUUUGUGAGACGCAUCUCAUGUGUUUCUGUAAUUUAGUAGUAUUAACAUUAUUUGGUUUUCUGUAUUUUUGUUCUUUGGUCUGAAAAGCAAGAUUCCUGUUAUUAAAGGUACCACUUUUAUUA